UAGACUCCUCUGUUCUGCGACAGUUUCUCAGUCUUUGUUUUUCAUGUUCUUCACAGUUUUGAGUAAACCGAUCAGGAACUUUGUAGAAUGACCCUCAGUUUGGAUUUGUCUGAUGUUUUUCCCAUAAUUAGACUGGGUUACAGGUUUUGGGGAAGAAUACCACAGAGGUGAAGUGUGCCUCUCAUCACAUUAGAACUGGGGGUCGUAUCGUAAUUCUGAAUCAUGUCUGAUAACGGAGAACUGGAAGACAAGCCUCCGGCGCCUCCUGUGAGAAUGAGCAGUACCAUUUUUAGCACUGGAGGCAAAGACCCUUUGUCAGCUAAUCACAGUUUGAAACCUUUGCCCUCUGUUCCAGAGGAAAAAAAGCCCAGGAAUAAAAUCAUCUCUAUAUUCUCAGGCACAGAGAAAGGAAGUAGGAAGAAAGAGAAGGAACGGCCAGAAAUUUCUCCUCCAUCUGAUUUUGAGCACACCAUCCAUGUUGGCUUUGAUGCUGUUACUGGAGAAUUCACUGGCAUGCCAGAACAGUGGGCUCGAUUAUUACAGACUUCCAAUAUCACCAAAUUAGAGCAAAAGAAGAAUCCUCAGGCUGUGUUGGAUGUCUUAAAGUUCUAUGACUCCAACACGGUGAAGCAGAAAUAUCUGAGCUUUACCCCUCCAGAGAAAGAUGGCUUCGCUUCUGGAACACCUGCACUAAAUACCAAGGGAUCAGAAACAUCAGCAGUAGUAACAGAGGAAGAUGAUGAUGAUGAAGAGGCUGCUCCUCCUGUUAUUGCCCCAAGACCGGAUCACACAAAAUCAAUUUAUACACGGUCUGUAAUUGACCCUAUUCCUGCACCAGUUGGUGAUUCUAAUGUUGAUGGUGGUGCCAAGUCGUCUGACAAACAGAAAAAGAAGACCAAAAUGACAGAUGAAGAGAUUAUGGAGAAAUUAAGAACUAUUGUGAGCAUAGGCGACCCUAAGAAAAAAUACACAAGAUAUGAAAAAAUUGGGCAAGGGGCUUCUGGUACAGUUUUCACUGCUACUGAUGUGGCAUUGGGACAGGAGGUUGCUAUCAAACAGAUUAAUUUACAGAAACAGCCAAAGAAGGAAUUGAUCAUUAAUGAGAUUCUGGUGAUGAAAGAAUUAAAGAAUCCCAACAUAGUUAACUUCUUGGACAGUUACCUGGUGGGAGAUGAAUUGUUUGUAGUAAUGGAGUACCUUGCUGGGGGAUCACUUACUGAUGUUGUAACAGAAACCUGCAUGGAUGAAGCACAGAUUGCUGCUGUGUGCAGAGAGUGUUUACAGGCAUUGGAGUUUUUGCAUGCUAAUCAAGUGAUCCACAGAGACAUCAAAAGUGACAAUGUGCUUUUGGGGAUGGAAGGAUCAGUUAAACUUACUGACUUUGGUUUCUGUGCCCAGAUCACCCCUGAGCAGAGCAAGCGAAGUACCAUGGUUGGCACGCCAUACUGGAUGGCACCGGAGGUGGUUACACGGAAAGCUUAUGGCCCUAAGGUGGACAUAUGGUCUCUGGGUAUCAUGGCUAUUGAGAUGGUAGAAGGAGAGCCUCCAUACCUCAAUGAAAAUCCCUUGAGGGCCUUGUACCUGAUAGCAACUAACGGAACUCCAGAACUUCAGAACCCAGAGAAACUUUCCUCAAUAUUUCGGGAUUUCUUAAAUCGAUGUUUGGAGAUGGAUGUGGAGAAAAGGGGUUCAGCCAAAGAAUUGUUACAGCAUCCCUUCCUGAAACUGGCCAAACCAUUGUCUAGCUUGACACCGCUGAUCAUGGCAGCUAAAGAAGCAAUGAAGAGUAAUCGUUAACAUCACUGCCAUGGCCUCAUAUUCUCUUUCCAUUUCUAAAAGAAGUCUUUUAAUAUAUGAAAACUAUUACACUUUUGGGGUUUAAGGAAAUGGCCUGCAUAACAUGGAGGAAAAAAGCAAACUGCUACUUCCUGAAGACAACCAAGAAAAAAUUGCAAAACAGAAUGACAACUUUCUAUUGAAUCCCUUCUUUAGGGUCCAAAAGGAAUUGUGGACUGAAUCACUAGCCUUACUUCUUUCAGCAGACAGCCCAUCAGGGCCAUUUAUCAUGCUUGAGAUUUGCAUUUUAUUUGCUGACUUCAUUGUAAUAGCUCCCAUUCAUUGUCCCUUAUGGGGUAUUUUCAGUACUUGAAGAGUAGAUUUGAGUUUUUCAGAGUAUUUGUUUCAUCUGCUAGUCUUCUUUUCUCUGUUUGUAGCCUUCUUUUUCCUUGACUUGCUCCUUUUGAGUUGCUUUGAGAAGUUUUUCUUAGGCCUAAACUUGAGGCAAGUUUGAUAGAAAUUGUAUAGCUCCUUAUAUUGGCAAAGGAGCUUGAUAUGGUUUAACUUUGUGCAGAAGUUAGAGCCAGCUAUUGUACAUGUAAUAUUUCAGUUCAGAAUAUGAACUGGGGGAAGGGAAGAAAACUAUGUGAUUUUUACCGUUUUUAACAAAUGUGAAAGUCAACUUUAGAAAUUUCAUGGUAGUGAAGUGUUUGGCAUUUGUUACAUGUAUAGAGAGAAAACUAAUAAUCUAUAUUUAUAACUAAAUCAUUGAUUGAGGCAGAAAAAGAAUCCCAUUGACUAUAAUCUUUACAGUUUUGUUUCCUUUUUGACUGUUUCGUCUUCUAAUUUGGCUUCAGGAACCAGUGUCGUUUGUUCUUGUUCCAACUUUUGUUAGUGCCGCUACGUGCCCCUUUCCCUUUGUUCCCUUCAUUUUGGAAAUAAGUUUCUGUAUAU
Messenger RNA from Miniopterus natalensis, 2730 nucleotides. NCBI's taxonomy places the organism in Eukaryota, Metazoa, Chordata, Mammalia, Chiroptera, Miniopteridae. The record is from RefSeq and is a predicted model, not a curated record.